Messenger RNA from Triticum turgidum subsp. durum (durum wheat), 639 nucleotides. The record is from the annotation of a GenBank genome assembly. Lineage: Eukaryota; Viridiplantae; Streptophyta; Magnoliopsida; Poales; Poaceae.
AUGGCUGCUGCGGCUGCUGGUGGUGGUGCUGGUGGUGGUGUUGCGGGGGUGGCGGGGUCGCCGUGCGGGGCGUGCAAGUUCCUGCGGCGGCGGUGCGUGGCGGAGUGCGUCUUCGCGCCCUACUUCAGCUCCGAGCAGGGCGCGGCGCGCUUCGCGGCCAUCCACAAGGUCUUCGGCGCCAGCAACGCCGCCAAGCUGCUCGCGCACCUGCCCCUCGCCGACCGCUGCGAGGCCGUCGUCACCAUCACCUACGAGGCCCAGUCCCGCCUCCGCGACCCCGUCUACGGCUGCGUCGCCCAGAUCUUUGCCCUCCAGCAGCAGGUCGCGAUCCUGCAGGCGCAGCUGAUGCAGGCCAGGGCGCAGAUCGCGUGCGGCGUCCAGAGCACCACCUCGCCGGUGAGCCACCACCAGCCACAGCCGUGGUUGCAGGACACCAGCAUCGCUGCCCUGCUCCGGCAGCAGGAGAACGGUAGCAGCUUCGCCGCCGGCGGUGCGCUUCUGCCAGAGCUGAUGAGCGGCGACGUGUCCAUGCUGCAGCAGCAUUGCGGCGGCAAGGUGGAGGGCGGCGGCGGCGGCGGCGCCGGGGACCUCCAGUACCUGGCCCAGGCCAUGAUGCGAAGCUCCAACUACUCCCUGUAG